AUGUGUGAAGCUUGUGACCUCAGCCAUUUCUUCCCUCCUAGACAGCUACAUCAGAUACGGACCCAUCCAGUUAUGCAGCCCGGCGCUCACAACGCGGUCAAAGCACGCAAUGCGCUCUAUAACUCUUACAAACCGGGCCGUCUGGUGGAAAUCCUCCGUAACCCGCCGAUGCAGCGACGUCGACGGAAACCGUGCGCAAUGGUAUCUAUGCACUUGCGGGUGGCGAAAAGGCCUGCUUCAUUGAUACGCCUCAAGUUCAUGGUCGUCUUCAUCGGUUCACGAUACGUCACCGUCAGAGUCGGCGUUUUCCGCCACCGCAGCGAGGAUGCUCUGAAGCGAAUAGAUCAGCUGGACAUCGUGGCCAUACUGGAGAAGCCUGCAACGGUUUCGCAUGGAAGGGAAGAUGCAGUAGAGUCGUCGCGGUCAGCCUACUUCCAGCUGUUCCAGCUCAUGGUGAAGUGGCGUUGGCCCGGUGGACUUCCGGCCCGGUGGAGAGGAUGGCGCAACGAGGACUCCACCGAUGCGGACGGAUUGCCUGUUCCUGAACGGCCCGCUCGUCCGUUAUGGAUCUGCACUGCAAGGCUAAAGACGAUCAAGAUUCUAGCGCGCCCAACAGCGGACUUUCGCGAUACGCUUUCGCGAGUUCUGCGCGUUGCACGGUCACCGCAAGACGUCGUUGGGAUGGCAAAUGGGCCGCACUGA
Messenger RNA from Baudoinia panamericana UAMH 10762, 702 nucleotides. RefSeq lists its product as uncharacterized. Lineage: Eukaryota; Fungi; Ascomycota; Dothideomycetes; Mycosphaerellales; Teratosphaeriaceae. The coding region runs from base 1 to 702 and encodes 233 amino acids. The transcript has 3 exons. The record is from RefSeq and is a predicted model, not a curated record.